AUGGCGCCAGCCCUUCGGUCAAUGCGGCCAGCUCGUCAACACCAAGCACAGCGCCCCGUUCGCUCAACGCGUGGGGCAGUGGUCAGUUAUAGAGAAAUCUCAGACUCGGAUCCCUCGGAAGUUGAAGUCUCUGUACCUGAGGAUGAUGAUAAUGACGAUGAUCGCGAAAGACAGAUUCAAGCCCUUGUGCGCAUCAUCGCGAGAGAGGCAAGGCUGGAACAUCCCAACAUUCGUCCCUUGCCCAGGAUAAAACGUUCGCUCAACUCUACAGUUCCCACCAAGCCGGCAAAAAAGUUCAAAUUGGAACCAGAAGGCGUUAAGCCGCCAUGGCACACCCUUCCUUACCAUGUCCUCUUCACUGGGAAACUGAAGGGCUUGCUGGAUCUGUUAAAGAUGGACCCGGAUUCCAUGUCUAUCAACUAUAGGGACAAAGUGAAACAUCUUGAGGUGGACAUCUACCGCGCGAAGCCGGUAUUGUUAUACUCCCUUCUUAAGUUCACGCCACGGCUUAGACAUUUGCGACUGUAUAGUCUGGGGGAAUACGACCGCAGUAAAAACAUAACAAAGCACAUUCCCCGCUGGUUGUUCUGCGAUAUGCCCCAGCCAGAAGCUCUGCGCGACUUACGCCUUCAUAGCUGGGAAUGGAAUGGAGAAAUUAAUUUCCCAUCCAUCAAGUCUGUCCAUAGCCACCCGGCGUUUACGUCCCUUCGGAGCGUACGCUUUUACAAACUAGAGCAUUGUGACUGCGGAGCCUGCAGAGCCCCACGUGAACUAGAUUAUAAAAACCCUGCCGUUCAAGCGGAGGAGCUAGUCACCGCUCUCUCUCUCUUGCCUUACCUCGAAAGACUAGAAUUCAAGUCUUGUGACUUUGCGGCUGACUUGUUACCAUUUCUCUCAAUGGCUCUGACUUCACUAUCGGUCAUCGAUUGUGACAAUGUGGACUCGUUCAUCGUCGAAAAAUUCUUAUCAAAUCACGGGUACUAUCUACGUGAGCUGGUUUUGACUCAAAACUAUUGCCUCAAUAUGUCUUUUACCACUCGCUUGGCAGAGUUGUGCCCGUAUUUGCAGGUGUUCAUCAUGGAUUUCAACUUAUCGAGAGAAAGACGCUUAGCGGGUGAUGUUAAUCCUUUCGACAAUUUAUUAUUGGAUUAUGAUCCUCCAUCAUGGCCGCCAACUUUGCAGUAUUUGGAAUUGCAGCAUUUGUGCAGGUGGGAAAUACAGACCGCAGAAAUUCUUUUCAAUUCUCUUGUUGAAUCUGCUCAUCAGCUUCAAGACUUGAGGACCCUCAUAAUUACCGCAAUUAUAAAAAUCAGCUGGCGUGACCGGGCAAAGUUUCGCGAACAUUGGAUGGGGACUCUCGAACGGACUUUCUUAAGAAAGUCCCCUCCGCCGAGCACUCGGCCAACCAUCCUAAAGCCAACACGUACCUCUCAGGCUGGAAGCUCUUCUAGCGAUAGCAACGACACAAGAAAACAGUCUUUUGAAGCUAUUCCGCAAAGACGAAGCAGGCGCAUUGCCCAACGGAUCGCAUUAAUUGACGAUAUGCAAAGCGGAUCUGUCACAGUAGGAAAGGGAAAAGAACCGGCAAAUGGAGGUUUCGAGUCUUCAGCGAAGCAGACCCAGGGUGGCCCAGUGCACGGUAUGUGUGAUGUGGUCAAGGUCCGCAUUGACAAUCUGCGGCCUGUUUCAAUUCCUCAAGCAGCGGAAAAUCUUGCCGAUGAAGACAGCGGUGAUUCUGACUGGAAUGGCGUUGACCCAGAGUUUGACACCAGCUAUGCCUGGUAG
Molecule: messenger RNA, 1785 nt
Organism: Coccidioides posadasii C735 delta SOWgp
Lineage: Eukaryota; Fungi; Ascomycota; Eurotiomycetes; Onygenales; Onygenaceae
Source: RefSeq, a predicted model, not a curated record